AUGGAGGAGGAGAUAAAUAGAAUGUGUCUGCAAGAGUUGAGGGCUGUGAAGGUAUUGGGAGAAGGGGCCAGUGGAACUGUUUUCCUGGUUCUAAAAUGCAAGGAUGACAGACCCUUUGCACUCAAAGUUAUGAGGAAAUGUGCAAGUGAAAGUGAGGAGGAGGGUCAUGAAUUGAUGAAGAAGAUACAGACUGAGUUAGACAUUAUUUCAUCGUUGAAUCACCCAUUUCUUUUCUCCUUACAGGGAAUUGUGGAGACAGACAGAAUUACUGGUUUUCUAGGCGAAUAUUGCCCAGGUGGGAAUCUUCGAUCUCUCAGCCAAAAACAGCAUGACAAGACCUUUUCGGAGUCUGUAAUCAGGUUUUAUGCAGCAGAGAUUGUGAUUGCGGUUGAGCAACUACACAGCCAGGGAAUAGUCCACAGAGAUCUGAAGCCUGAAAACAUUCUCAUACAAGCCAGUGGGCACAUAAUGCUUAUAGAUUUCGAUCUAUCCACCAGGAUUUUACCCAAGCAUAUGAAUACACAAAAGUUGCAGAGAUCCAAGCUCACAGACCUUACUUCAAUACUAUGCUGCUGCUUUAAAGCAUCCCAUUCAAGCGAGAAAACUGUUACAGGUUCUCAUUCAACACCCAAAAAGCACAAUCUUGCACAAGUUAAUCCCAGAUUGAGAUCCAAAUCCCUGGUGGGCACAGAAGAAUAUGUGGCUCCAGAGAUGUUGCAGCGCACUGGUCAUGAAUUUGCAGUGGAUUGGUGGGCUCUGGGGAUUCUACUCUAUGAGUUGCUCUAUGGCAAAACACCCUUCAAGGGUGCUACAAGGAAGGACACUUACUACAAUAUUAUAAACAACCGUCCCCAAUUCACAGAGACAUGGACUCCUCUCAAGGAUCUCAUAAUGAGGUUACUCCAGAAGGAGCCUUCUGAAAGAUUGGGCUCCCAAAAUGGAGCUCAAGACAUAAAACAACACUCCUUUUUCAAGUCCCUCAACUGGAACACCAUACAUUGUGUUUCCAGACCACCAUUUUUGCCUCUCUCCCGUCAUUCUCUAGAUGAGCACUUGAUCAACACUGUUAGCACUUCAAUUGACAUCGAAGAGUCGGUCGAGAUGAAAAGUUCAGGAAAAAGCAAUAACACCAGCACUGGUUUCUCCAAUCUCAUGGAGAAGAAGGGACACAAUUGGGUUGAGGAGUUGUCCAAACAAGAAGAGAUUCUUGAUUUUAGUGUGUUUUAG
Molecule: messenger RNA, 1227 nt
Organism: Cryptomeria japonica (Japanese cedar)
Lineage: Eukaryota; Viridiplantae; Streptophyta; Pinopsida; Cupressales; Cupressaceae
Product: serine/threonine-protein kinase OXI1-like
Exons: 2
Coding region: 1-1227 (408 amino acids)
Biological process (GO): protein phosphorylation
Cellular component (GO): nucleus; cytoplasm; plasma membrane
Molecular function (GO): ATP binding; protein serine/threonine kinase activity
Source: RefSeq, a predicted model, not a curated record